UCUAUGAUCUACCCACCCGCCGCAUGCCUAACAUUUUUGGACUUAAACGCUGCAAUUUCCCCAUUGUCCUGAUUUGUGUGCCUUCGUUUCCCUGAGAUAUUUCGUCGGAAAUUUUUUGUUUGUUUCUGUUCGUUUUGUGGGUAUAGCUAUGGAGUCUUCUGUAAAUUCCCGCCACAAACGCACUUUUCUGUCCAAUAUGGAGCCUUCUCUUUCUUUCGAUUGUUUCCAAUUUUGACCUUUUCUGUUUGGUUUUCCCUCUCUCUCUCUGUGGAAAAUUCAGAGAAUGGUCAACAAAAUCAGGGGAUGGUAAUGGGGGAAAUCCUUAAACAUGCUGCGGCGCAAGUGCUGGAGCUGAUUGAGCUGAGGAACAUUUGAUGUUUCCAAGAAAAAAAAACACAGAAAUCUCUGUUUCUCAUUCCAAUUUGAGGGGGAGAGAACAGAGAAGGAUGGGAUUUUAUGCUCAUCUGAGUCGAGUGGGUUGUUUUCUUUAGCCUGGAAAAGGUUUGAAGUCUUGAGGCUGCGGUGCACCAUUGUUGAUAAUCUUGUUGUCUGCGUAGAAAUUUGUUGAGGAGAACAAGAAUGGCGACUCCCCAGGUGCAAACUUCUGUCUCUGAGUGUGUGCUGAGAAACCAGAGCCAUUUUCUCAAGGUUUUGGUGAGUUCUUGCGGUUCCGAUCGGCGGGGGGACGAUUCAGAUUCCGAGGAAAACAGUCCCGUUAUUGACAUUACGGACCUGUGGGUUCAUAAGCCCCAAUAUCUAGAAAAAACGCGUAGGAAUGAUGAAAGGAAUACGAGUUCUGAGGAUUCUGGUAAUAAUUGGGAUAAAGUCAGAGAAAUUGUUGCGUUUUCCGGGAAGGGGAAAAACGCGGGCGAGAAUAAAUUGGAGAAUUCGCCGUCUAGGUCAGAUGCCUCGGCGGCGCAGGUUCCUAAUUCCGGCGGCGUCUCCUCCCUUGUGCGGCGGUGGAGAGACUUCGAAGUUGUGGCGAACAACAACAACAACAAUUCCUCUAUUAGCAUCUCCAGAAGCAACUCCACCUCAUCUACACUGUGCGAUGAUUCCUCAAUCGACGGAAGGCUCGUUCAAUCGUCCUCCGGCGACGGCGAAUCCGACCGGACGAUGCCUCCUUUGCGCGACAAAGACUCCGAUGCCUCGGAGAGAGAGAGGCUAAAGGUCUCCGAUAUCAUCAAAAAACUGACCUGCAACGUCAUCGGCGGCGAAGAAAAUCACAGCGAUCACGGAGGCAUUGAAUCCCCAUCGCCGCGGCUUAGAACUCCGUCCGAUCAUCACUCCCCGGCCGUGAAAUCGCCUCGCUUCAUCAGAGGCCGCCACGCGUUUGCUGAUUUGCUUAUGCAGAUGGAGCGCGAUAGGGUUAGGGAGAUUGAAGGACUUAUGGAACGCAAAACCGUCUCAAAGUUCCAGCACAAAGGCCGGAUUCAGGCUAUGUUUCGGCUUAAACUCAUAAGGGGUCCGGUGGAUGCCAAUGACAGUCGGCCAUUACAUUUCAAGGCGUCUGAAUCGAACAAAUCAAAACAAUCUUCAAUAAUGAAUCUGAGGGACAGAUUCAAUGCUGGGCUUCAGCAAGGUGUUGCGGAUUCCAAAACAACUUCCAAAGAGGAGAGUAUUGGCUCAAUAAGCCCUAAUAGAGACGUUGUCGAUCGUACCUUAGUAAUUGGAAAUGUUUCCACUUCUUGUCAGGUGAAAGAAGAGAAACAUCCUCAACAAGGGGUGGAAACCUCGUUAAGUCCACAGAAAAGGUCUGCUGAACCAAGUACCCGACAUUCGGGGAGCAGUUCUAUUGCAGGCAUUCAACUUGACGGGUGUUCUAAUAGCAAAGAAAUUAACUCUGCUGUCUACGAAGUAACAGGGCAAAACGUGAGCUCUGGAGUUGGGCAUAAUGAGUCAAUAAAAUCUUUGGAGAUUGCAAGGCCUCUAGAAACUGGGGAUACCGAAGAAAGGAAAGAAAACGGUCAGCAGGUUGCGGGAACCAGUGAAUGGGGCUGGGUAAACGAGUAUUCUCACAUGCGAAAUGGAUCAGAUGAAUCGCAGUACGAUUUCAGGGAACAAGAAGAUGCCAGUCAAGAUUGGAUAAUUGAUGUUUCUCGCCCACAGAGUGUGUGGGAAGAUCUUAGGCAAGCUAGAUACCAAGAAAUGCUCGAUCCUUUCUUAGAUAAUCAUGACAUUCAAGAACUCCUCAAAAGGAGAAGCGUUUCGAAUUUCCUUUAUGGAGGCAUGAGGGAGAUCAUAGAUCGGCUAAUGAUAUCCCGCUCACAAGGACACCAAAGAACAAUUGAUACUGCUGUGCAAGAAGUAAAAGAACAAACAGCAGCAGAUGGCGGUGACAGGGUGGAAGAGAAACGAUGCAUUGCAAGUGGGGAAGGUGAACAUCAAGAAGGGGAAGACGAAGAAGAAGUUGAUAACCGUGAAGAAGAUAAUGGUGAUAAUGAUGAAUAUGGUUGUCAAAUCCAACAACUAAAUGGACCUGCAGGUUCAGUUGAUCAGACAUGGAGCUACAAUCAAGGCCGCGAUUUGAGUGAUGAAUCUGAUCAGACCACAUCUGCAUACUCCCAAAACAACGAACCAUUCCGGUCCCCCUCCCAAAGGCAUCCUUCAAUUGAAAUACAACUCAUCUAUGAACUAAAGACUCACAUGGAGCAACUCCAUCAAGAGAUGUUUGAAAUACGAAGAUCAUUAAAGAGUUGCGUGAACAUGCAAAUGAAACUACAACGUUCCAUCAAGCACGAAGUCACAGCCGUGCUUGCUCAAUCAGGGCAUAAGAGGGGGAAAGGUUCAGGCAAUAAACGCUUACGCAAAGGGUAUUGUUGCAUUUGCCAGGACACGAAAGUGGAUUCUCUUCUUUACAGAUGCGGGCAUAUAUGCACCUGCUUCAACUGCGCUCGCCAGUUGCAAUCAGGCGACGGGAAGUGUCCAAUAUGUCAAGCUCCCAUCCUAGACGUCGUGCGAACACACACUCAUUAACACAAGCAAAAAAGGGUUCAUGCUUAAGAUGAGAUGUAUAAUUCUGGAAUAGGUUUGUGCAGGUUAUUAAUCUGUUAAUGUGCAUAUCACAUUUCUACAAAAAAAAAAAAAAUGUGCAUAUCACAUCAGAUUGACUGAUGAUGAAUGCCCACUCUUCUUCACUGAACCUAACGGAUAAUGCAUCUUCUUUUGGAAUUUUAUGAGUGAUGGUGAAAUUCUGCUCCUA
Messenger RNA from Ipomoea triloba (trilobed morning glory), 3202 nucleotides. RefSeq lists its product as uncharacterized. NCBI's taxonomy places the organism in Eukaryota, Viridiplantae, Streptophyta, Magnoliopsida, Solanales, Convolvulaceae. The coding region runs from base 580 to 2976 and encodes 798 amino acids. The transcript has 8 exons. The record is from RefSeq and is a predicted model, not a curated record.